Dracunculus medinensis (Guinea worm) is the source of this 969-nucleotide messenger RNA. The record is from the annotation of a GenBank genome assembly. Lineage: Eukaryota; Metazoa; Nematoda; Chromadorea; Rhabditida; Dracunculidae.
AUGUAUAAUGCACUCAAUAUGGAAUAUUAUGGAAAAAUAGGAGUUGGAACACCGUUCACUCAAUUUCUUAGAGUUGCGUUCGACACGGGAUCUUCAGCUAUUUGGAUAGUUGAUGCUUCUUGUAACGUUAGUGAAUGCCUACAAAAAAAUCGAUUUAAUAGCAGUUUAUCAUCAACGUUUCGUGAAAUGGAUGAACCAUGGAAAAUGAUAUAUUCUGAUCGUUCCUAUGCUACUGGAACUCUUGGAAACGAUUGUAUAGGGAUCCUGGGUGAAAAUUCAGAAAUAUUAAAAAUUUGUAAUACGACAUUCGGUUUGGGUAAAGAAAUUAGUGGUUUUAACGACGAUCCAGUUGAUGGCCUUUUUGGUUUAUCAUUUGAUACGGUACCUUACAAUGGAGCGUUAACUCCAUUGCAUAAUGCUAUUCGAAUUAAUCUCUUUCUUGAGCCAAUAUUUACAGUUUGGUUGGGAAAUAAAGUAACAAUAAUAUUUGGAGGAUUUGAUAAGGAAAAUUGUGGUCCUAUAAUUGCAUAUGAGCAAUUAAUAGCCGCAACAUUUUGGCUCUUUCAAAUACGAGGUGUUGGAAUUGGCAGUGUUAAUAUUCGAGCCACCUAUCAAGCAAUUUCAGAUACUGGCACUUCGGUAAUUCGUGGCCCGAAAGGUAUAAUUGAUCGUUUAGCUAUUGAAAUUGGAGCUAAGUAUUAUCCUGAAGCUGACCAGUACUUAAUUAACUGCAGUGCAUUUAAUUCACCACCUAUUUGGAUUAUUAUUGGAUCCAAUAAAUAUUUUAUCGAUGCAGUGAAUUAUAUUGUUGAGUAUUCAGCAGGUCAUUGCAUUUUCGCAUUCGAUGGUUAUACACAUAUGGGUAUCGGUAAUCCAUGGACUCUUGGUCAUGUCUUCAUCCGUCAGUUUUGUCAGAUUUAUGACAUAGGAAAUAAACGUAUUGGAUUUGCUCAUCAUAAAGUUAAAUAA